This is a messenger RNA of Eimeria acervulina, 517 nucleotides long. RefSeq names its product elongation factor 1-beta, putative. Gene Ontology annotation, molecular function: translation elongation factor activity; guanyl-nucleotide exchange factor activity. Gene Ontology annotation, biological process: translational elongation. NCBI's taxonomy places the organism in Eukaryota, Apicomplexa, Conoidasida, Eucoccidiorida, Eimeriidae. Gene Ontology annotation, cellular component: cytosol. The annotation marks the transcript as partial. The transcript is spliced from 3 exons. The record is from RefSeq and is a predicted model, not a curated record.
AUGUCUGUCCCUGACUUCGGUAAUUUAAAGGGGGAUGCAGGCUUAGAGAAGUUAAAUAGUUAUCUUUCAACACGUUCUUAUAUCACAGGCUAUUGCGCUACUCAAGACGAUGUAUAUACACUGCAGAAGCUGCUCGGCGAUGAUGAUAAUGAAGAAGAGCUGCAGAAGUUGAAGCAAAAAAAGACAGAAGAGAAGGGCAAGAAGAAGAAAGAAGUAGUUAAUAAAUCGUCUCUCGUCAUUGAGGUCAAACCAGCAAACGCAGAUGUAGACCUGGACGAGAUAGCUCGGGCAGUAAAGAGCAUAGAAAUAGACGGGGUGACGUGGGGCGAAGCUGUAAAGAAGGUGCCGAUAGCCUUCGGUCUAUUUAAACUGCAGCUAAGUUGUACUAUACUAGACGAUGUUGUUGAUACCUGUGAGAUAACUAAUACUAUUGAGGCUUUAGGACUUACUGAGGAGCAAAAAGAAAAACUUAAACAUAAACAAGAGACGGGUGAUGAUGAUGAUGAUGAUGAUGAUG